Molecule: messenger RNA, 2292 nt
Organism: Mus musculus (house mouse)
Lineage: Eukaryota; Metazoa; Chordata; Mammalia; Rodentia; Muridae
Gene: Dctn6
Product: dynactin 6
Exons: 6
Coding region: 1639-1968 (109 amino acids)
Cellular component (GO): cytoskeleton; microtubule cytoskeleton; dynactin complex
Source: RefSeq, a predicted model, not a curated record
AAGAUGGCUAUGACAGGGAAGAAGAAAGACCAGACCUAAAGGCCUGGACACGUGAGAAUCAGGGAGAGUGGCCACAUGAGCCACUUCCCCAAUUGUGUUUGGGGUAGCAGAGAUGAAAUAUAGGUUUUAAAAGAUUUCAACACAGAAAUACCAGAGGGGGGUGUUUGCUAGCAGCAGGAAGGAUAAGAACUGCCCAGUCAUUAAGCUAGUCAAGGCAUAUUAAAAUUACCUGGUGUGUGUGUGUUUCAUUCGAGAAUCCAGAUAGCUCUUGGGCGGGUAUGUACAUGUGAUCGAUCCGUCAGGAACAUUAAGCAGUUUAACUAUGGCUACGCGUAUCUGUUUCAUAGAAUUGGGUGGGAGUUGGUGCACUAAGUAAUCCCAGUUGUCAGGACAACUUCAAAGGGGCAGAGAUAGCCUGUGUUCUGUGUUCGGGGCGUGUGUGUGUGUGUGUGUGUGUGUGUGUGUGUGUGUGUGUGUGUGUGUAAGAGACGUUGGCACUAGGAAUCCCAUGCAGGGCCUUGCACACACCACCUAUGCUCACGCUCACCAACUGAGCUGCUCCUGCUCCCGCUCCCGCUCCUGCAGUCUGUUUAUUCCUCUGUUGCCCUUUAACAUAGAGUGUUGCAUCUUGCCUUUUAUAAGCAGAUAGUGACUGUUUAUAUACCACAGAUUAACAGUUUAUAACACAGAAUCCUGGAAAGUGACACCUCUGCCCCCUUGAUCCUUCCGUCCACCUUCCUUUCUGAGGGAGUUACUUCUCAUCACUGUGUACAAAUAAAAAUAGCGUUGAGUGACCCAGCACUCGGGCUAGGCAGAGUCCAACAGCAGGAGAUAGAGUGGGAUCCUUCUUUAGAAAACAAAACAAAAACAGAAAGAAAAAAUAGCUUCAAUCCUACGAUAAGAGUAGGUGGGUGUGUGGGUGGAGGAAGGUGUUUUCUCAUCAGUGGGAGGUGGGCGUGUGGCCACUUCCUCCAGAGCCACCCAGUUCUCAGAAGCUGUCCUCCUUGUGCCCUUAGAUUGAGACUGAGCUGUCUCAGGUCAGUGUCACGGCUCAGCACCCACCUCUGGCUCCUCUUGCCUCCCUCCCCUUAGGUAUGAGAACUGUGCUUAUCAUGCCCUGCCUGCUUGCAGUUGCUACACACACUCAGAUGAUACAAAGAGGCUGAAGGCGGGCGGACUCUGUGUUUCCUGACUUCUGUGCACCUGUUUUUCUUAAUCACAUAGAAGCGCUCGCUGCGUUAUAAGCAGUGUCAGGCCCGUCUGAAAGCAAGGACAAGAAUUAGUGUUAUCUCUGCCCACGUACCACACACUGUCUCCACACUCUGAGGUCACAGGCGGUUGGAUGGAGGCUGAGCUGUCCGCUCUGCCAUGUGUGCCCUUUCACUUCCCUCGGCUGUAGGUCUGGCACUAACUGCUGCUGAUAACAGCCGGAGAUAGUACCUGUACGGUACUCAGCACGGUGCCUGGCACGGCCUUAGAAAAGGCCCGAGGACGGUGAUCCACCCUAAAGCACGAAUUAUCGCGGAGGCCGGGCCAAUAAUCAUCGGUGAAGGAAACCUGAUAGAAGAGCAGGCCCUCAUCAUAAAUGCUCAUCCGGAUAACAUCAUCCCAGAUACUGAAGAUACAGAGCCCAAACCUAUGAUUAUUGGCACCAACAACGUAUUUGAAGUGGGCUGUCAUUCCCAAGCCAUGAAAAUGGGAGACAAUAAUGUCAUUGAGUCAAAAGCCUACGUGGGCAGGAAUGUCAUCCUGACCAGCGGCUGCAUCAUUGGGGCUUGCUGCAGCCUCAACACCUUUGAAGCCAUCCCUGAGAACACGGUGAUCUACGGCGCGGACUGCCUGCGGCGGGUACAGACAGAGCGGCCACAGCCCCAGACUCUACAACUGGAUUUCCUGAUGAAGAUCUUGCCCAAUUACCACCACCUGAAGAAGACGAUGAAAGGCAGCUCAACCCCAGUUAAGAACUGAGAAGAUGUCAGUGGUGCUCGGUUCUGCCAGCUGUCAGCGGGCCCGGCUGUUAGCACCGUGCUGACUUUCCAUUGGAGACUUGAGUUGGAGAGAGGUGGGUCCUAUUGUAACAACCGCUAUAAUUUAUAUGGACUAUAUUGUCUCCCUGUCCUUGUUCUGAUAAUGUACAGACUCAGUUUUUCUUAUGUUAUACAAAAUAUUAGCCAUGCAUUUAUUAUGUAAAGGACUACCCAUGAUAACAUGCCAUAUUAUGUGUUUAUAUUCUAAUGUAACCAUAUACCAUAACUAAAUAAAAGUUUGGCUACUUGCACUAAUCUUCCCAAA